UCGCUUCCGGACGUCAAUUGGGGCCAAACAUCCGGGUUUCUCACUUUUGCGUUCCGGCAGAUCCCACCUCGCCUUGCCGUUCCUCUGAACCUUUGCCUCCCUCGGGCCCAGGUCUCACACUAUUCCCACGCGCGAGAGCCUCAGCGACGGGAAGCCUCGAGGGACAUGGCGACUCCUGCGGCGCCAGCCAGCGGCGUCCGAAAUGGUGCUGGCCCGGAAUGGGGAGGCUUCGAAGAAAACAUCCAGGGUGGGGGCUCGGCUGUGAUUGAUAUGGAGAACAUGGACGAUACCUCAGGCUCCAGCUUCGAGGACAUGGGUGAGCUACAUCAGCGCCUGCGUGAGGAAGAAGUAGAUGCUGAUGCAGCUGCUGCAGAAGAAGAGGAUGGGGAGUUCCUUGGCAUGAAAGGUUUUAAGGGACAACUGAGCCGGCAGGUCGCCGAUCAGAUGUGGCAGGCAGGGAAGAGGCAAGCUUCCAGAGCCUUCAGCUUGUAUGCCAACAUCGACAUCCUGAGACCCUACUUUGAUGUGGAGCCUGCCCAGGUCCGAAGCAGGCUCCUGGAGUCCAUGAUCCCUAUCAAGAUGGUCAACUUCCCCCAGAAAGUCGCAGGCGAGCUCUACGGACCUCUCAUGCUGGUCUUCACACUGGUCGCCAUCCUCCUGCACGGGAUGAAGACUUCUGACACCAUUAUCCGGGAGGGCACCCUCAUGGGCACAGCCAUAGGCACCUGCUUCGGAUACUGGCUGGGUGUCUCGUCCUUCAUUUAUUUCCUUGCCUACCUGUGUAAUGCCCAGAUCACUAUGCUCCAGAUGUUGGCACUGCUGGGCUACGGGCUCUUCGGGCACUGUAUCGUCCUGUUCAUCACCUACAACAUUCACCUCCACGCCCUCUUCUACCUCUUCUGGCUGCUGGUGGGUGGGCUCUCUACCCUGCGCAUGGUGGCAGUGCUGGUGUCCCGGACUGUGGGCCCCACCCAGCGGCUGCUGCUCUGUGGCACACUGGCUGCUCUACACAUGCUCUUCCUGCUCUAUCUGCAUUUUGCCUACCACAAGGUGGUAGAGGGGAUCCUGGACACCCUGGAGGGUCCCAAUAUCCCACCCAUGCAGAGGGUCCCCAGAGACAUCCCUGCUGUGCUCCCUGCUGUGCUCCCUGCUGCCAAGCUUCCCGUCGCUGUGGUCAAUGCUACCGCCAAGGCACUAGCAGUGACUCUGCAGUCACACUGACCCUCUCUGAAAUCCUCGGCCUGCCCUGACCCCCAGCUCCGGGGCAGAAGAAAAUUAAAGGACAGUUCUGAGGAUGUGUGCUAUGUCUGCAGCCACCAAGCUGUCCUUGCCUAAACACCUGGGCACCAGGCGUGGCUUCUGAAGGGCACAAGGCCAGGAACUCAUGCGGACUGCUAGUCUGCAGACAAGUGCAGAAUGUGGGCCAGCUCUUCUGAGGCCCCCCACCACCUACCCCUUUUUCUCUCCCUUCCCCUCCUGCCCUGCUAAAUAUAGACUUGGUAAUUAAAAUACUGAUUGAAGUCCGGA
Molecule: messenger RNA, 1527 nt
Organism: Apodemus sylvaticus (European woodmouse)
Lineage: Eukaryota; Metazoa; Chordata; Mammalia; Rodentia; Muridae
Gene: Yipf3
Product: Yip1 domain family member 3
Exons: 9
Coding region: 166-1221 (351 amino acids)
Cellular component (GO): Golgi apparatus
Source: RefSeq, a predicted model, not a curated record